AUGUGUCAAAAGCGUGCGCCCCUGUCCUAGUUUUAGGAGCAACAGGUUUGGUUAGCUCGUUAAGUUGUCCAUCAGUUGAGCAUUUGCGAUAUUAUAUCAGUAAUUGGUCAUCUGAAUACAUUUGAUAUUUCACUACAAGACGGAAACAACAAACAUGUAGCUAACAAUGCUGAAUACAUCUCUGGGCUUCGUUUAUAUUUUGUUAGCUAGCUAGCUAGCAGGCUAAUUGAGUGUUUACAGUAUUUCCCUGAAGAUUAAGCAACAGAAACAAAACAACUUUGCUGAAUAUACCCGCAUCGGCCACUUUAUCUGGUACGUAACACAGACAUCACGAUGUCUUGCACAUUAGAAAGGAUGUUGUCCGACGCUCGGACUUUGCUGGAGAGACUGAAAGAUCAUGACACGGCAGCCGAGGGCUUGAUCGAACAGUCCAACCUUCUUAGCCAGAGGGUUCAUGGCAUGAAGGAGGUUGGAAACGCUCUCCCUGAUAAGUACACGGAGGAAAGCCCGGGCUAUCAGGAGGUUUCUAAAUAUAAACCCCACGUUCUACUGACCCAAGAGAACACUCAAAUCAAGGAACUUCAACAAGAGAACAGAGAACUAUGCGUUUCUUUAGAGGAACACCAGUAUGCUCUGGAGCUGAUUAUGGGUCGAUAUCGCAAACAAAUGCUUCACCUGAUGAUGCGGAAGAAGGAGCUAGACACCAAGCCUGUGCUCACCUUGCAUGAGGACCAAUCCAAGGAGGUACAGAGCCAGCUGGAGCGAAUUUGUGAGAUGGGACAGGUGAUGCGUCGGGCAGUGUGUGUGGAUGACCAACACUAUUGUUCUGUUAAAGAGAGACUGGCUCAGCUUGAGAUUGAAAACAAGGAGCUGCAUUCUCUUUUGACCAUCAGUAAGAAUUCACUGAAACUACAAAAAGAAGAGGCCAGCCAACCAGACACAGAGCAUAAGACUAAUGCCUCUGACAGGGAGUGAUGAUGGCCAGUGACAUCAAUUGUCAUUCUUUGUGGCUAUGGUUCAGUGCAAAUUCUGUUGUACCAUCUCAGGUCAAGUGUUAACCAACAUCUAAGUUAUGGUGACUAAGUCAUAGUAUUGCUGAUCCAUCCCAGUUCAACCUGUUGUUCAUUGUUGCACUAUUCUGCAGUAUAGAAAUAGAGGUGGAUUUAUCUGUUCUCAGGAAGUACAGUUUAAGUAGUAGGCAUUUAAAGUAGAUGACUCAUGGCAAACUAAAGUACUUAAUAUUUAAAAUUUACAGUGUUUUAAAAAAUGUUUAGAUCUGCAGAAAAUGUUGAUAUAUAUAUAAAAUACACACACACACGGAAACACUGGUGAUGAUGCUGAGUAAAAAUAAUGUCGAUGUUACUUUCUUGUUAGUGAAUUUUUUAUAAAGAUUAUAAACUGAAAAUACAGAUGAAUCUCCAUACUCAUUGGCUGUGACAGCUGUAACCCCAAUGUUUUCAUAACCAUGAAGUGAAAUCUACAUUAUACUCAUUUAAGAAAUGUCCAGAAGGUAGACAAUGUGAGAGAAGCCACUAUAUAAGGAGAUACAGAUUGGUGAAUGGUGAAUCACUCUCUAAAAUACUUUUUAGUCAAGGAUUAAUCUGGUUGUGGGCAAUGGGCCCACAGUCGUUAGUGGUUGAUGGCAGGCUUGAUAUGUAUAACCGCACUGGCCAAAUUUAACAAAUUGUACAGUACUGUUAAUACUGACCAUGAUAAAGUCACUGUAAUAUCGUUUA
Electrophorus electricus (electric eel) is the source of this 1736-nucleotide messenger RNA. It is a transcript of the gene sike1, whose product is annotated as suppressor of IKBKE 1. Lineage: Eukaryota; Metazoa; Chordata; Actinopteri; Gymnotiformes; Gymnotidae. The record is from RefSeq and is a predicted model, not a curated record.